CUGCUAAGAUUUUUGAGAUCUUGUUCAUUUUAAGUAGCCCUGCAACUUCGGUUUUCCGAAACCGAACCGAACCAAACCCUCGGUUUUCGGUUAACCGAAAUUUUAAAAAACAUUUCCAAAAGUAACCGAAUUAAAUUUCGGUUCGGUUUUCGGUUAACCGAAAUUUUAAAAAACAUUUCCGAAAAUAACCGAAUUAAAUUUCGGUUCGGUUCGGUUUUCGGUUAUUUUCGGUUUUCACCUAAAUUUCCGAAUAUACCCGAUUUUUAUGAUUUUUGGUUAAUUUCGGUAUAGGUUUUUAAAAAAGUUCGGAUUUCUCGGUUAAAUUCGGUUAUUUUCGAUUAUUUUCGGUUCGAAUUUUCGGUUAUUUUCGGUUAUUUACGGUUAAACCGGAUUAUUUUUUAAAAUCUUACCGAACCAAACCGAUCUCGAAAACAUAACCGAACCGAAAACCAAAAAUGUCGGUUCGGUUCGGCUGGUUCGGUUCGGAGCAAAGUCGCAGGGCUAAUUUUAAGGUUUGAAUUUUUAAAAAUAUUUCUACUAAAUCAUUAUUACAAAAUUAAGUAUACACGAAGAAAAAUUGACGCGUUGUUUGAAGAUUGUUUUGGGGGGUCUUUUGUUCAUUUUAAAGUUUAGAUAAGUUAUGCUAUAGUAAUUGACCAAAAAAAAAAAAAUUAUGCUAUAGUAAAUAAUUGUUGACCAAACUAAUAAUUUGGACAAAGACGUCAAAAUAUUGUGGGAUACCACAAAGACGGUGCUACGAUGAAAAGUUCAUUGAAAGAAUAAUAUUUUUGUUAUCUUAUGAUUUAUAUGUAUUGUUAUUGGUGUGCAUUUAUCAUGUAUAGUUUAUUUCAAAUUCAGUCUAUAUUAUAUUUAAUGAGAACGAUGCUUCCCCUAUGACACGAAAUCUAAAAGAUGAAUGACCAAAUAUUAUGGUAGGGUUCGUAUCUAGCAAAAUGACUGUACAUAAAUAUUAAAAAUGGUUUUAAUGUUUGUCGGAAAGUACGCAUCUACUUUUCUCUUAAACAUUUCGGUGCGGCUAAAUAUAUAUAUACUAGAUCUUCACCCACGCGACCACGCGAAUAUUUAAUUUGUGUUUGUAUUUAAUGAUAUAUUUGUAUCACUGAUAUUAGGUAUUAUAUAAAAAAUCUAAUAUUUAUAUAAUAAAAUCCAUGUCUAAGAUAUAUAGCUAACAAAUUUUUUAAAUAAAAAAUACAAAAAUAGACAAUUGUGAAUUAGCAUGCUAUUUAUAAAUAAAACAUUAGUUAUAAUAUUUGUAAGAAAAUAAAAUGAUUGUUAAACUUCUAUGAAAUUUGGAACAUAUACAAAUUAAGAUUGAAAAUAAAAUGAAAAUAUAAAUUUGAUGUAACUGAUAAGAAAUUAUAAAUGGGUUUGGAUUUGAGUACAUUUAAACCACGAUCUUGCAGAUGUUUUUUUAUUUUUGUAAAUAAAUAUUUAUUUUUUCUAAGGGAUAAUAUAUAUUUUAAAAUUUUACAUGUGUUAAAUAAUUAUUUAAUAACAUUUAUAAGCAUACUAAUUUUAUAGUUUAUAUUUUUUUAUUUAAUUUUAUCUUGUAAACCGUCAAUUGUAUUACCACCAUUUUUAGAAUAUGAUCCUUGCAUCUAUACAAAUGUUUUAUUUUGUUUUUUUUUGUGGAACAAAAUUUUAUGAGAAUGUCUAAUAAAUUAUUUUAUAUACAUGGUAAGUUUGUAAAUAAUUAUAAUGGUGCAUGUAAUAUAUUUAUAUUGGUAAGAAGAAGAAUUUGUUAAAAAAAAAGAAGAGUAACAUGAAUUGUGGGAGAGAAUGAGACAAAAAUGUAACUUAUAUUAUUACAUAAAUAUUUUGUGUAUAUUAUUGACAUAGAUAAGUUAAAAGAUUUAUAUUUAAUUGAUUGUGAAUGUAAUUUAGUAAAUGUUUUAUUAUUUUUUAAAAAUACAUGAAAAGCAUAGAAUUAGGAGUAAUUAAUACUUCAUUAAUUUCGGAAAAGACAGAGAUUACUUAAAAUUAUAUUUAUUUAAUUAUUUCAAUGGCAUUAGGCUGUAAAUAUUAUGAAAGUUUAAGGGUUAGUAUCAAUUUGUACUUCUCUUUUAAUAGAUUAUAUAUAUUUUUUUUUUUGAAGGAGGGUGUGGCUAAAUAUUGAUAUGAUCUUCAUAAUGUUUAUGUAUGCUUAUUUAGUAACUAUUUUUACAAAUUCGAAAGUGCAUGUUGAAAUUUAUUUCUAAAGUUAUCCCCCAUGAUUUGCUCUUGGAUCUUUUUUUUUUAAUAGAGAAUAUGUUUGUUCCAAUAGUCAUUUCUAUUUCUACUUUAAAUAAAAAUAAAUAAUAUUAUACGCCACUGGUGCAUUUAAUUUGUAAUACAAUCAUUUUUAUUCAAGCAUUAUUUUCUAAAAAAAAAUCUCAAGGUUUUUCCAAAUUUAGGAGUCUCUUAUAUAGUUCUCUAUUUUAAAAAUAUUGAAUAUAGAGUGGUUUAUGGGAGAUGAUGCAACAAAAAUUUUGUUGUGGAAUUCCCCAUUGUGGUCGUGAUAAAUGUAAACCGGAGGACUUUAACUCAAUAUGCCCCAAGGCCUCUUGAAAAAUUCUCAUAUGUCCCUGUUAUUAAAAAUAAUAUAUAAUAAUUUCUUUUUGAAUUUUUUUAAAUGCAAAAAGUGCGUAAAGUCGAAAAGACCCUAAAUGAAAUGGACUUAUUACCAUAUCCAACCAAAUCGACCCGGUCCACCCAAACCUAAAGGGUUACGACCCGGAUCCGAACCCUAAUUCUCUCUUGGUUGCGAAACCCUCUGAAUGGCUCUCUCCGUCUCAAACAGAAAAGGAGAAACAACAAACCCUAGAUUCGAUUUCUCUGCUUCUUCCAUCUUCGGCUCGUUCACAAUCCAGACGAAUCGAGCGUCUUCGUGUUCUUCAUUCAUUCGUUUAUCAUGUUUGUCUACUUGACUUUGUGGUAAAGCUUAAUUGAUGUUGCUAUGCGGUUUGCAUUUGGAGUGAUUGAGUUGUUGUGGUUGUAACGUCAUGUACAUGAAAUGAAGGGCCAAAAAAGAAGGCAUCAAUAAUACUGCAAAGGUUUUGUAUUCUCAAUGUUUGUCUCUGUUACCAAGGUAAGUGUCUUCAGAAUCAAUUUGCUCUGGCUAGUUUCUUACUGGUGUUGUUAACUAGGGUUGUCUUUGAACUGUUUGGUAAAUUUAUUUUUCUUAGGAACGUUUUGUGUGUGUUUUUCUGUAGAGAAAAAGAUAUGCUAGUGGUACAAUGACCGAGGAUCAGGCCCUCCCCUAAUUUGUCAAAUGCACGUGGAGAAGGAACGCCGACGAGAAAGGAUUGUUGCUUCACGCAGUGAUUAUAGUGCUGAUCAUAAUGACCUUUGCGAUGAUAAAACGAUGCUCAAGAUGCAAAGAGAGCAGCGGAAGCGUGCUGAUAAGGAGAACAGAGAAAGGAGAUGCCGUGUGUUCUGGACGACAGAGAAGCCGAUCAAGAUAACUUGCACCAUUUUCCAGAGGAAAAAAAAAAUCUUCGAGAAGAGAGGAAGGUCCUCAAGCAAUUCUUUGAGCGUUGUGAGAGUAUUGGUAUUGGAUCUUCUUAUGUCUUUAAAACAGGGAGGCGAGUUGUCGAAACCGUAGCUACUAAAUGAACACAUACAGUUUUGUUUCAGAUUAAAUAUAUAAAAAUAUUUUAAUAUAUGUUUAUUUAUUUAUUUUAUUUAAAUAUAUGUUAAUAUUUAAUUAUACACUCAAUUUUGAUUAGUGUAGUUUUCAUUAUCUUUUGUGACACAUUCUCCUUUCAUCUUCGAUUAAUUCCCAUUGUUUGAGCAUGUUUCAUGUGAAAAAAAAUUCUCAUAUUAAAUUGUUUUUAUAAAAUGUAUGAUUAAAGUUUAAGUCUUUUUUUCUCUUCUACAAGCACAUUUUUUUGUCAGUAAAUAUUAAGUAAGGUAAUAUGUCACAUUACACAUUCCAUCAUUUAUAAAUAAUUAAAAAGUGUUAAAACCAUUUAUCUUCUGUUUUUAGAUUUUAAAAAUGUUUUAUGUUUCAUAAAAUUCAUUUUGUUUCGCUCAGGUUAAAUUAAUAAUAUAAAAAGUACUCAUAUAAAAUGUAUAUGCAUAGCAUAUGUUAAAAUGAUAAUUUUAAAAUUACUCAUGUAAAAAGUGCAUGCAUAACACAUGUUAAAAUAAUAAUUUUAAAAGUAUUCAUGUCUUUGACAAAAAAAAUACUUAUGUAAAAGGUGAAGCCUUUAUAUACAUAAAUUUAAUAUUUUAAUUACAUUUAGUAAUUCUUGAUAAUCUUCAAGGUAGUAGAAAUACUUACUUACACAUAGUAAUACUUUAGCAAAUUUUAAGUUUUAUUAGUAAAACCAUAUCCAGAUGGAAUAUUUGGUAGUAAAACCAAUAUUUUUAUAUAAUGAAUGUUAUUAAGGAAGAGUAUUACAUAACCACUUUAAUAGAAAUAAGUAUUUUUAUAGAUUUUUCUUACGAUAGCCUUAUGAUUCACACAAUAACCAUGAAAGCUAAAGAAUUAUUUUGGGAAAAUGACAGAUAUUCCUAAAACUAUAGAAAAUAAUCAUCUAAAUAGUUUUAAUAGUCUUAUGUACUAUAUACAUAGUCUACUAAUAGAUAAUAUAUGGAUUCUAUAUGUUAAAUACACGCACUACUUGCAAUAUAUAGGAGUUUCAAAUUACACAUAAUAAAACCAAGUAAUCCUAGUAUUUCGAAUUACACAUAAUAAACCUAGUAAUCCUAGUAGUCCGAAUUACAUAAAAUAAACUCAGUAAUCCUAAUAGUCCGAUAAUUUUUCAACGUAGUAGAACUAAUAGUUCUAAUAAAAAUGUUUUUCCAUAGUAAUUCAAGUUGUCUAAGUAGUACCUAAUUCUUUUCACAUUUACGACCUAGUCUUUUUUUUAGAACGAUGUUGUUCGGAUUAAACCACUACUAUUUUUCUAUGACCAUAGUCCUACUAUACUUCAAAAUGAAGUAAAAUAAACCAAACCCCAUAAACACAGUUUUUAAAAUAAUUUUCAAUGUCUCAAAAUUUUCAUUAAAUCUUACGUUAUUUACAUUAUCUAAGAUAUACAUUUCAUUUUAAUUAUACUCCAAUUAAAUUUCUGUAAAAAUGAACAUAAUAAACCUAAAACCCAGAAAACAAAAUUUUAAAACUCGUUUUAAAUCUUUUGAAAUUCUUAGUAAAUCUUAAAUUAUUUACAUUACCCAAGAUUUACAGUUCAUUUUAAUGAUAUUCUAUAUAAUUUUUUUUAUUAAAACACGGAUAUAAUAAAUCUAAAACCUAAAAAAAAAACAGUUUUAAAACUCAUUUUCAGUCUUCCAAAAUUUUUAGUUAAUCUUACACUAUUUACAUUACCCAAGAUGUACAGUUCAUUUUAAUGAUAUUCUAGAUAAAUUUAUUUUAAGAAAACAGAUAUAAUAAAUCUAAAACCCAUAAAAAAAUAGUUUCAAACUCGUUUUCAAUCUUCCAAAAUUCUCAAUAAAUCUUACAUUAUUUACAUUUCCCAAGAUGUACAAUUCAUUUUAAUGAUAUUUUAGAUAAUUUUUUUAAAACGGAUAUAAUAAAUCUAAAACCCAGAAAAAUAAUUUUAAAACUCGUUUCAAUCUUCCAAAAUUCUUAGUAAAUCUUACAUUAUCUACAUAACCCAACAUGUACAAUUCAUUUUAAUGAUAUUCUAGAUAAUUUUUGAUAACAUAUAUAAUAAAUCUACAACCCAGAAAAAUAGUUUCAAAACUCGUUUUCAAUUUUUCGAAAUUCUCAGUAAAUCUUACAUUAUGUACAUUACCCAAGAUGAACAAUUCAUUUUAAAGAUAUUCUAGAUAUUUUUUAAAAACAGAUAUAAUAAAUCUAAAAAAAAAACAGCUUUAAAACUGGUUUUCAAUCUUCUGAAAUUAUCAGCAAAUCUUUUAUUAUUUACAUUAUUUUAAUAUAUUUAGAAAUUUAAAGUUAUUUUAUAACAAAUUUCAUAAAAAUGAACAUAUAUUAAAUGUUGUAUAAAGUUUCAGUUAACAAAAAGGAAAAUGUUACAUUAAAAAAAAAAAAAAAAAAAAAAGAGAUCACGUUGAAGAAGACAAAAAUGAGGUUUCUGGUUAAAGUUUAUCGUGGGACCCAACUAAUUUUUGAUAUAAAUUUGAUUCAUGAUUAAUGAGGUAUCAGAUUUAUAAUAAAAAAUUAGAAGGCUAGUUUCGGAAUCACAAAGAGAGAAGGGUAGUGAGAAAAGAGGAGGGAUAAGGAGAAUAGUUUUUUUCAAUAGGGGCAUAUUGAGUUACACUCCCAGAAACUUUGCUCUCGAGUGAGAGAAGUUAUUAAAUUUAAUGGGCUUUUAAACAACGCUAAUGGGCUUUAUUAAUAAACUAAACCUUAUUUAUAUACGAAGGUUCAGCUUUCAGGUAGAAAGGAAUCGAAGAUGAUAUUAGCCAAUCUCCCGAACGAUUUGGAAUCGGAGAUACUCGCUAGGGUUCCGGCGAAGUCUCUACAGGAACUCAAAACGACUUGCAAACGAUGGUACACUCUAUUCAAAGAUUCGAAGUUCGUGGAGAAGAACAAGAAGUUGAGUAGUGAAGCUGCAAGAGAGACGUUUCUACUGAGCAAUCACGAGGUUUACUCCAUCGCCGGAGAUCUCCACAGCAGCGGCGACGUCGCACAGCCUCUCGAGUUCACCGGUAAACUUUCAAAAGAUUUGGACUUGUAUACGAUCUCUCACUGCGACGGUUUGAUGCUAUGCCAAGCGAAGAAUAACUCUAGCGUUGUGGUUUGGAAUCCAUGUACUGGUGAAACGAAGAUGAUCAAACCUAGAACUCGUUACCAGAUUAGAGAUAGAUUCGCCUUAGGAUAUGAUGAUUCUCGCCGUGGCUACAAGAUCUUGAGGUUUGGCUAUUAUCAAAACGAGGAGAAAGUGUGGUUUGUUGAGUGUGAGAUGUAUGAUCUUAGCUCUGGUUCUUGGAGUGUUGUUGAUUCCUUCAUUCUUGACUACAGAAUGUAUUGCAGUGGCGUGUCUUUGCGAGGAGAUACUUACUUCGUUGCUGGUGAUAAAGAUUCAAGUUUCUUCUUGAUGAAGUUUGAUUUCACGGCGGAGAGAUUCGUGCGUCUCCCUCUCCCGUUUCAGAGCUUUGAUCCUGAGGACACCGCGGUUCUCUCUGUUGUUAGGGAUGAGAAGCUCUCUGUGUGUCAUCAGGACAAUCAUACUUGGUCCCAUGUGAUGAGGAUUUGGGUGAGCAGUAAGGUUGAUGAGGAAGGGGGCAAAGAGUUGUCGUGGAGGAAAGACUUUGUUUUGACUGUGGAUUUCGAUAAGUUUCAGCUCCGGUGUGUGGUGAAUGUGGCGAGCUUCUUGUUGGACGAGGAGAAGAAAGUGGCAGUGUGUUGUGACGUUUGUGACGAAGACAUGAAGGGGGAAGCGAAGAACAGAAUCUACAUUGUUGGUGAGGAUAUGUAUAAGCAGGUUUAUGACGAUGAUAUUGUAAAUGCAUCUCUUCUCAACUGUCCACUUGUUCUCACCUAUGUUCCAAGCUUGGUUCACAUCCACUAAGAAGAGACAGAUGUUCUUCUGGUUUGUUUCGGUUUAGGUGCUGCUACUUGGUUAUGGUUUUCUUGUGCUUUUUAGUAUUGGAUCGUUUGUUCAUAUACAUUGUUCUGGCUUGUAGCCAGUGUUUGAUCUUGGAGAGAUUAUCAUCACAUAAGAAGAAUCUGAUUCAUGAA
This is a messenger RNA of Brassica rapa (field mustard), 7672 nucleotides long. RefSeq names its product putative F-box/kelch-repeat protein At3g17540. Gene Ontology annotation, molecular function: protein binding. The record is from RefSeq and is a predicted model, not a curated record. NCBI's taxonomy places the organism in Eukaryota, Viridiplantae, Streptophyta, Magnoliopsida, Brassicales, Brassicaceae.